Molecule: messenger RNA, 3419 nt
Organism: Phytomonas sp. Hart1
Lineage: Eukaryota; Euglenozoa; Kinetoplastea; Trypanosomatida; Trypanosomatidae
Source: the annotation of a GenBank genome assembly
GGUGCAAAUAAAACUGUUCUACAUAACGUUAUUUAUGAUCUUGACUGUGAAGCAUGUAAUACGACCGGAGACACUAUGACGAUUAGUACCUUCAGAAAGCAUCUCGAUAUGACUUGAAACAGAGAAGAAACUCGAACUCAACAAUGCACAAUCUUUUAAUCAUGUCUGACAAGGCAAAAUAUUUGAGAAGUCAUACCGACGCCAAAAUUAAUAACAUGCACUUUUAUAAUGAAAUCACCUUUACCAAGAGGUGAGCUCAAAUGGUAUCUACAAACUCUACACAGUUAUUCUUCUUCACAAGUAUAAAAAUUGCAGCCAUUAUCGUGUGGUCUUACUAUGGCAAGGCUUAGGUAAAAGCCUGUGAAACGCUGUGCGCUCAGCAUUUUUGGUAUUACCCCGAAGAGUUCUCAUAAAAAUUAUAUUGUUUGCGUUGUUAGAGUUCUAAUGCAAAGUGUGAAGCAUGAUUCCUGAAAGCAGCAGCAAACAGAGUAUGAUGGUCCCCAACGCAUUGUACUUUGCUAUCAAACUGUUUCCAAUAUGUUGACAUUACAUGUAGCCAAACGUGAGGCAUCAUUUCUUUUAAUCUAAAACCAAAGGAGUAUUAUUUGCUUCUCUUGAAAAAAACAAUCAACUAAAAGGCUUCUUACUUGCACAGGAAGGAAUUCUGUGCUCUUUUUUCUUUCAAAGUUCUGAGGAUUUGGAAAUCCUAUUUAGAAGGGGACCGGGCUUGAUUAAAUGCUGCAGGCGAGUACACACAAACUUGCAUUAGGUGCAACCUGUGGAUUCCAAAGCAAGCUAGCCGAACCCGUUUCCUUUCUACUGGCAAAGGCAAACAAUGUAUGUCUCUUUUGGGGAAGGCCUAGAAAUUUGCAGUUGAACUAACUCCCAGAAACUGCACUCAAUGCAAAAGAGGGGCGCCGCGUUAAGAAGCGCUGAUGAAGCUCGAGUUGGGUAGUCGGCACCGCUGGGGACCUCAUGAGUGGGCCGUAUCGCGCUCACUGACUGGCAUGGAGGGAAAUCCAUUUAAAGGGUGUGGUGUCGCUGUGGGUUGAUGUUCUGACGACGAGAUAGGAUGAAAGGAAAGAUAUUGGAGGGGUAAACACGGACCUCUGACGUUUCGUUAAGAACAUGCACUUUAUACUUGAAAGAAUACCAAUGUCCAUCGGCACACCGAUUUUUCGGGUGUAAAGUUUCAAAAUGCAUGUGAGAUAUUUAGUAUGCAACUAUUUCAAAUGACAAACUUCAAUAAACCGGAAAAUAUUAAUUAUCCUGUUGUAGAUUGGAUUUUUGUGUGUUUGACUUUAAUAAAAGCAAAUUCAAAGUAGCUAUUUCUUUAAUAUAGUUAUGUCUGUUUAGCGUUACCACCAAAGCUUCUCUAGCCUUCACGAACACGCGCUAUUUCGGAAUACAAAAAGAAAGUAAUGGUAACGUUUCAAAGUCAUGUAUAUAGCUCUUUAGUGUUUGAAAACGAUCUGCAGCUGCUUAAAAAUCUUUUGCAAUCUACUACUCACCGAUAUCUAGCUGUAUGUGUUUUUGUGGCAGUAACGGCUCCCUUUGUCUUUAGUACGGUCCAUUUUAUGGCCAGGAAACGCCGUGACACAUUAACUAAAUUAGCUUCGAAGUUCGAAUACAUCCAGAUUGACUAUUUAAAUGCGAAUCAAUAUGGAUCCGAGUUGAACAAAGAUCGAGGAACUGAUAGUACGCCGUUAUCUACACAUAAUAACGAUAGAGACAGCACUAAUACGGAGAUUGUAGAUGGUAAAAAAAAUGUGGAAGAGAAAGCCCGGGGGGUUAUUUUACCACCAGAGUCCACUUUCAACAGUGCAAAACGCAGGUUCUAUAGUUUCCAUGGGAUUGUUGGGCACCAAUCAGAUAGUUGUAUUGACGAACAUACAAUUUUGACAAAACAUUCUCGAAAAGGGAAAAAUAAUUACGAUGGAUCAACGAUGCCACAUACUAAAUAUACAUUACAAUCCACGACCAUGGCAAAUGCUAAUAAUGGGAGGAGAAACUAUAUAAGUUCUUACUGGGGUAGCCUUAGUGAUGAUUUUUUCUUUAAAAGUGCGUUUGCAUCGGUCUCGGUUUCCUAUUCACCUACAAAUUUGAGUAUUUGGAGUGGCUCACAUUUACAUUCUUGCGAUGUGCAGAUGAAAGGUACCUUAUCCACUGGUAAUUAUUAUCCUUCCCGUCGGAAGCAACUUAUCUUGCGAUUAUGUGAUGACUAUAGCCAACUGUUGACGCCCCUUGCUCAGGUCAUUUUAGCCAAACAACGCGCUACCGACGAAGACUUUGCACACAGCGUCGCUAGUACAGCGUGUACGUUUUUUGUGUUAAAGUCAGUGCGUUCGUUGUGCGGCAUGGCGGCACAGGACGCAAUUAUUCAUAUUACCGUUUUCUGCAUUAGCCGUACCUUGGCUCGUUUUGUUUGUUUUUACAACACUGGGAGCAAUCGUGUAUAUGUGCCUCGGGGAGCGCUUGGCGACCUCACGUUCGCCGUGACGGUGCUGCAUCCUUUCAAUAUUCUUCGUAUAGUCAGAAACCUAGCAGUAUCAUUGAUACGAGACCCUAUUUUUACAGGGUUUUCGAGUUUUGCCUAUUUGAAGAGUCCACAGAACGAAGACCUAAACUCAUCUCGUGCCUUGGAGAUAGAUAGCCUUCUUAGUUUGUAUGUCUUCGUGAUGUCAGCGGAUUCCCCUACGGUACGCUGCUGUCUGCCAUUGUGGUUGGUACCUAUGUGGAGGCUCUUACUAUUUGUGAAAUGGGUUAGCCGGCCGGCAGCUGCCUUAUGGUUGCGCUCUCGGAUUGUCUUUGAGAAAAGCAGUGGAGCUUUUUUUAUAUAUCGCAUAGCUGACGAGAUAUGGAAGAGACUCACGCCCAAAGGAUACUUUGUGUGUAUGUUACUUUACUCGCUCCCAGAUAUUAUCAUGCAUUCCUUUUUGGAACUUGAUUGGAGGGCCUUCUGCGAGCGUAUGUACCAAUUGCUCUGCAACAACAAGAUAUAUAAAAAGGUGCAGGUGCACAUCCCAAGGUUUCGUUUUGGGGGAGCACCCUUUCUUAGUACCCAGGAUAAAACUUUAUGUCAAAAUAAUGUGACAUAUAUGGACCUUUUCACAGAUCCAGGUAGAUGGCGUCGUAAAGCUAGAUCAUUCUAUAAGUUUAUGUGCGCUGCUUCUAGAAAGUUCCCACAACGUGCGUGGCGCACGGGCAAGUACUUAUAUAGCGCUUGUCCGGACCUGGCAGGUGCACUGGUGAACGCUGGUUUCUGUUUUACCAUCCUUUCUAUUCUUCCCAACCAAACUUUUAAGGCAAGUACAUCACCAGCCUGGAGCCAUGGUCCUGGGUUACAUUUUUAUGUCUUAGGAUGCUUAAGGGGAAUUUUGAUUGCUGUUCGAUGGGCUUGGUCAGCGAAGGUGGAAUAA